AUGCCAGAACUCAAAGUGCUCACGCAUAUCGAACUCCAAACCGGGAAAGCCAUGACGCAAUACCUUUGUAUCCAAUUUACGACCUCGACGCGUUCAAGAGAAGAAGAUGAGGCUGCUGAAAAGCCGUUGUCGAAAGCUGGUCUCGUCGCAGAGGUCGCCGAUGGCCGAACGCUUCGAGUUUGCGGCGUGAGGAGAUGUGACCUCCGUGCCAACGGCCAUCGAAUCGCGGCGCGAACCCGCUGGAUGAACAGUUGGGGAAACUUGUCGCACAGUGAUAUGCCACCGGUGGAGAGAGGCGAUACCGGCUCUUUAUUGCCGUCCCUCAUGCAGCUCUUUGGAGGCUCUCAGCGGCGGGAAGGCGUCAACACUCGCGCCAACUGA
Aspergillus pseudoviridinutans is the source of this 381-nucleotide messenger RNA. RefSeq lists its product as uncharacterized. Bases 1 to 381 code for a protein of 126 amino acids. The record is from RefSeq and is a predicted model, not a curated record. The transcript is spliced from 2 exons. NCBI's taxonomy places the organism in Eukaryota, Fungi, Ascomycota, Eurotiomycetes, Eurotiales, Aspergillaceae.